AGCUAAAAACCCAGCCACAAACAGCAGGAAUGUCUUCUGUAUGGGAUGACUUGGAUCUUCUCCUGGAAUCCCCCUCCUCUCUGACUGUUACUUCAACAGCACGCGGCACCAUUAAGGAGAAGCCUGGCUUUACUCCAGGGGAGGAUGCUGCUGCUUUAAGGAAAGCCAUGGAAGGCAUUGGCACUACUGAAAAGACUCUAAUUGACAUUCUGACUCAAAGAAGCAAUGCCCAGCGCCAGCUGAUCUGUAAAGCGUAUCAGGACGCCACUGGAAGGACUCUUUGUGAUGACUUGGAAGGUGAUACACAUGGAGAUUUUGAAGAUGCUUUGGUGGCCCUGAUCACUCCUCCUGCUAAGUUUGACUGCCAUGAGUUCAUGCGUGCUAUAAAAGGUGCUGGUACAACCGAAAGCGUUUUGAUCGAACUAUUUGCAUCACGCUCCAACCAUCAGAUCAAGGCUCUGUGUGAUGCAUAUUUGGCUGAAACCGGAAAACCUCUGAUUCAAGACCUGAAAUCGGAGGUGUCGGGGGACUUUGAAAAAACAUUGUUGAUCCUCGCUGAGGGCAAGAGGGAUGAAAGUACCAAUGUGGACGUGGCAAAAGCUAAAGAGGAUGCUAAGAUCUUGUACGAGGCGGGAGAGAAAAAGUGGGGAACGGACGAGAGCAAGUUUAUCGACAUCCUCUGCCACAGAAGCGUUCCUCAGCUCAGACAAACUCUGGUUGAGUAUAAGAGUCUGAGCGGAAAGACCCUUCAGGAAAGCAUUGAAGGGGAGAUGUCUGGAAGACUCGAGGAUAUUCUGGUGGCUAUAGUGAAAUGUGUGAAGAGCGUCCCAGCAUACCUUGCUGAGCGUCUUUAUAAAAGCAUGAAGGGUGCUGGAACCACUGAAUCCACCAUAACUAGAAUCAUAGUGAGCCGUUCAGAGGUCGACCUGCAGGACAUCAAGACGGAAUAUAAGAAGCUGUUUGGCUCUUCCUUAUACUCUGACAUUGAGUCUGAUGUAUCUGGGGAUUUUUGCCAAACGCUCCUGAAGAUCUGCGGUGAAGAUGGCAAAUGAAUGUAUUCAUCACAAACCCUUCGUAACAGAAGACAUCACCGCAGAAGUGCUAUAAUGUGAAAGAAUGUCCAAAUAUAUUUCUUUUAUUAAAUCUCUAAUAAUAAAUCAUCAGCUUUAUGAAAUGUAUUUCUUGUACUAACUUUUUUAUAAUCAUAGAUAACUUGUAUACUUGGUAAUAUAAUACCCUUAAUCUAACGCGAAAGACUAAUUUAGCUCCAGAAUCUACAUCUUUUGAUGUGUCAGGACUUGAUUACAUUUUGUUCCUGCAUUGUGGAGUAAUAGCUUACAGUGACUGAAGAAUGAAUAAAGAAAAUAAAAGUUCUAUUCCAUUUUGCUUUUUGAAAUAU
Rhinichthys klamathensis goyatoka is the source of this 1399-nucleotide messenger RNA. RefSeq names its product annexin A3b (gene anxa3b). Gene Ontology annotation, molecular function: phospholipase inhibitor activity; calcium ion binding; calcium-dependent phospholipid binding. Bases 30 to 1052 code for a protein of 340 amino acids. NCBI's taxonomy places the organism in Eukaryota, Metazoa, Chordata, Actinopteri, Cypriniformes, Leuciscidae. The transcript has 13 exons. The record is from RefSeq and is a predicted model, not a curated record. Gene Ontology annotation, cellular component: cytoplasm.